AAAAAAGGAGGCGUUGCGGAGUGGGCGGGUCCUUCUCCGCCCAGUCCCCACCCCACCAGCCAACCCCAAGCCGCUCAGUGGCCGCCUUUUGGGUUAGUUAGCCGGCGAGCACUGCAGAGGCGGUAGCAGCAUCAGCGGCGCCGGCGCAUCUUCCUCUUCUUCUUCCCCCCCUCCCCCUCCCGGCCAUCGAGUCCAUUUUCACCUCGGCGCGAGGAGGAAGCUGCGAGGAUGGCCGUUUCGAACGUUCGGGCGUUUGAAUUCCACGGCGGCGGCGGCCGUUACCGCUCCAACGGCCGGAUCCCAACGGCCGACAGCAAAUAAUUCAAACAAUAAUAAUGAAAUAACUUCUAUUUUUUUAUUUGCAUAUUUAAAACAAAUCUCUCUAUAUAUUACCUCAGGAAAAGCGACGUCCCGUGGUAAGAGAAAUAUAUAAAGAUAUAGAUAUAUAAAAGAAAUAUUUUUUUACCUCAGUGAAGGAUAAAGGAGGGCGACGCCGCUUAAAAUGAUGCUCAACUCGAUGCUGUUCGGCGAGAUGGCGGCGCGGGCUUUCCCGUCGUCGGCGGGGCCGGCCUCCUCGUCGGUGGUCGGGGGCGAGAUGGACGACGGCGUCGGCGGGGCCCCGCCGGUGACGGCGGCGCUGCGGAACGACCUGGGCUCCAACAUCCACCUCCUGAAGGGGCUCAACGUGCGCUUCCGCUGCUUCCUGGCCAAGGUGCACGAGCUGGAGCGGCGGAACCGGCUGCUGGAGAAGCAGCUGCAGGCGCAGCAGCUGAGCGAGCGCGAGCGGCGCCUCCACUACAAGCGCUUCCCGAGGCACCAGGCCGUGCAGACGGACCCCGUGCCGCCCUCCAUGCCGCCUUACGUGCCGUCCGCGGCGGCGGCGGCCGGGCCUCCUCCUCCUCACCCGCCUCCUCCGUCGUCGGCUUCUUUCUCCUCGUUCCCGCCGGCCUCGGCUCCCGCCUCGCAGCUGCCUCACUCGCACUCGCACCCGCCGUCCCACCACUCCUCCUCCUCUUCGCAGCAGCACUACAGCCGCCUGCCCGGCACCAUCUGGAGCUACACGCAGGUGAGGCGGACGGGCGGAGGCGGCCUGGAGACCCUGCAAGGGCCCGGCGUCUCCUGGGUGCACCCGGACGGCGUCGGCGUCCAGAUCGACACCAUCACGCCCGAGAUCCGCGCCCUCUACAACGUUUUGGCCAAAGUCAAGCGGGAGAGGGACGACUACAAGAGGAGAUGGGAGGAGGAACUGGCAAAGCGAAUGAAUCUGGAAUCAAUGGUAGAGACUCUCCAAGAGGAGGCACAAGAAGCUGAAGCCCUCCAAGAAGAGUUAAAUGAGAAGAUUGAGAGACUAAAAGCUGAACUUGUUGUCUUCAAGGGUCUGAUGAGUGAUCCUAUGACAGACCUGGACACAAAGAUCCAAGAAAAAGCCAUGAAGGUGGACAUGGACAUCUGCCGACGAAUCGAUAUCACAGCCAAACUGUGUGAUGUAGCGCAGCAGCGCAACUCUGAAGACGUUUCCAAGAUAUUCCAGGUGGCUUCCAAGAAGAAAGAGCGGAAACUCGUGUCGGAUGAUGACCUCUCUGAGCAGGAUCCAGACAAUGCCCGGUUUUCGGAUGAUGAAGUCAGUUCUCUGAACAUCACGGAUGAAAUGAAGAGAAUGUUUAAUCAGCUGCGUGAAACCUUCGAUUUUGAUGAUGACUGUGACAGUUUGACGUGGGAGGAGAAUGAGGAUACUUUGCUCCUCUGGGAAGACUUCACCAACUGUAAUCCAUCGAUUGAGCUCCAGGGAGAGCAAGAGGAGAACUUGGGCAACUUGAUCCAUGAAACAGAAUCUUUCUUCAAAACGAGGGACAAAGAAUACCAAGAAACGAUAGGACAGAUUGAGCUUGAGCUUGCCACGGCCAAGAGUGACAUGAAUCGCCACCUCCACGAGUACAUGGAAAUGUGCAGCAUGAAACGGGGCCUGGAUGUGCAAAUGGAGACUUGCCGGCGGCUCAUUAAAGGCUCUGCUGAAAGCAGAAAUUCCCCGUCUCCCAGUUCGGUAGCCAGCAGCGACUCAGGAAACACAGAUGAAAUUCAGGAUGAGUUGGACAGAGAAGGAGACGUUGAGCCAAUGGUCAGCUGAUAAAUAACCAGAACAUUCUGGCGCAAGGAGAGAAGAAGAAGAAUACCCAGAAAAAGAAGAGAUUUCACAAAUGCAGAGAGAUCAGAGACUUCAAAGCCCCUAGCCUUGGGGGUGCCAAGGACUUGAUCUAGUAUUUUUCCCACCCCAUCCAAGGAUUUGGUGCUGUAAAAAACAUUUAUACCGUUCUACAAAUGACAGAUGUGGAGUUCUGUAAGAAAAAGUAUAUGUAUAUGGUAUUUUAAUUGUGCCUUUGCCCCAAGCUGAGCCACUUUGAGCUCCACUGGAAUAUCAUAGUGCUUUUUAUAUAAAAAUGAUGAUUCUAAAUAAGCUUCUGGUAGCAGAAGAAUGAAUUGCUAUGGAAGUUUAGCACUGGACUGAAGUGCUGGGCAAAUUGGCAGAGCAGGCCCCAUGGCAACUAAGUAGCAAAUAUGACACCAUUGAGCAGCAAUGAGGACAAGUGUCUUGCGUGAACAGGAUUGAAAGUGUCCUCCCCUCCCAAUCUUAGCCCUUUAAUGGCACCUGCUCUUGGCUCAUGCAGUUAGAAGGGAUGUGAAUUGUGGCUUGAGAGAAUCCUUUCAGAGACCUGUACAAUACCUUUUCUGCUGAGGUCCAGAACUCUAUUAGAGACUUGGUGGCAAGGCAAGAAUAGCAAAAGUCUGAUGGGGUGGGAAUAACACUGUUUUUUAAUUACUAUGCAAAACCAAGCAAGCAAAGCGUUCGCCUUAUUUGUAUGGAAUGUUAGGUCACUGCUGGGCUUUUCUAUCUCUGGUUGGGAAGAAAGCUGAGCAUUCACUUUGCACACCUUUACUUGUUUGUGGAGCUUGUUUUGGCCAAGGGAGCUUCCUACUGCUGCAUCUGCUCCCAGUGAUCCUUUGGUUCCAAACUUUCUCCCUCCCCUCCCUCUUUUCUUCAUCCUCCCCCUUCAUUUGUACUUUAGCCAUCAAAUGAUUCCCUCUCAAAAAGUUACUGUUGAGGAAGGACUGCAUUUUUGUGCUGCUCUCUGAAGCCUGGAGCGUGAUAGCUUUCCACACCAUCCUAAGAAUCAGUGUUAACUAAAUUAUAGGGUGAGUGGCAUUACCUUUCCCAAGACCCCUCAGCAAGGAACACAACUUUAGAUGUCUUGAAGCAUGUCAGGUCCUGCACCUGUAUUUCAGGUACACUGAAAAUAAGUAUUACAAGAUGUGGAUUUUUUUAAAAAAAAAAACACCCAACAACAACAAGAGUACAGUAUUGUAUUGUCUGACACUAAAGUAUAACUGCCAUGUGCUUUUCUUUUCUGAAAAAGCAAGUGAGACUAGCCCCCCACUCUAUCCUUUGGUGGCUUAAACACAAGCACCUGGCGUUUAUUUGUCAGAUGGGGUUGGUGCCAUGAACCAGCCUCUUCUUGGUCCAGAUCACUUGCUGUUAUCCAGGACAAAAUGAUAUCAUGUAUUUGCCAACAUGGUACCAUUUUAUGCUGCCCAGAUUUGGAGGCACAAUCACCCUUCUGGCAAAGCUGCUGUGUGUGGGUGUGGGUGUCAGAUAUUUAUCUCUCCUGUAAAACGCUUCUUAAUGACACGAAAUGCUAGGAGAAGAAACCUCCCACCACGCCUACAGAUCAACCCCUAGCAAAAGCUGUUAUGUGGCUGGUGAGCUCCUUCCCCCUGUCUCCGGAGUGCUUUCUUGUCCCUUUGGGUUGCUGAAGGUGAUGGCUGGCACCUAGGCAGAUGAACACGUCUGUCCUGUGAAGGAAACACUCCUGGGUGGGGAAGUGUUUGGCUUCAGAAGGGGAGCUUUACUAUAUUCCCAUCCAUGCAAAAAAAGGGGGGGAGUGGGAGAUGCAAUAUAAAAGGGGACACUUUGUGUUUGUACUGAUUUGCUGCUUGAAACUCAAGUUUGCUGCUUCUGGUUAGUAGCUUUAUGUCCCAUUGCUUAGCGACCCUUAAAAAGCUUGCUUUUGCAACUUUUGGUCAAGCGCUUCAUUGCUUUCUCUCCCUGCUUUGGAAAAGGAAUCUCAUUCCUAAGCACUUAUUCUUUUCACCCCAUUUCUAUCCAAAGCUGUACCCUUUUCUGACUGUGAGUUUUGCAGCUUUUGGGGGGGUGGGGUGGGGUGGAGAGGAGACCAGCAGCCCUGUCCUUUCCAAAGGGUUGGGCCUCGGCACUUUCAUAAAUGGCAUCUCAGGGUCCCGAAGCCAGCCUUGAAUGUUGGCUCUUUCACUCUGCAGUUUCUCCAGACAUCGGGAGACCCGUCUACCCAAUCUGGCAGCUCCUGAGUGCAGGUUGUAUGCGUACCUGCUAAACUUCAGUUGCCCAGAAAUUGUCGGAAUUACUAUUUCUGAAAUAGAGAAUUUGAGCAGUUUUUACUUAAGGUCAUCCAACUUCAUUGCUGCUAAUCUUUGGGGGGAGGGGUGUGUUUUAAACUUUAGGAGCAUGUGUCAAAUGUGUUUGCUUUUAUUGGCUGGCAUGCUCAAGGUAGAGUAGUGGGUAGGCAUGGGCAGGGGAAACUGGUUCUUGUAUGGUUGUAUAAGUGGGUAAGGGGAUGAGGCUUCACUGGUCAACACUGAGGGCAUCAACAAAAUAGUUCAUUUUGUAAUGACUAGGUGGGUACUCAAGUAAGCAAUUAUUAUUUGUAUGUGUUAGAGGUAUGUGGGGAUUACCUGUGUAAGAAUAAUGAUAGAACAGAAUAGUAGUGGUUAAGGUGGUGGUUGGUAGGUAUCUUUUUUAUCAUAUGCAACCUGAGUUUAAAAAUUUCUAAUCACAUUUUGAAUAUGAGGUUUUAUUACAUCUGAGGGAGCAUCAGGGUGAGUUCGCGAAUGGAUCAGUCCCUUAAGAGUGCAGUUUCCUUCGUAUUGCAUUUCUUUCCGUCAGUGCUGCUGGCUUUAGUAGACAGUGACACCUCUAGAUGUGCAUUUAGUCUUGUCUGUCCGUAGCAACCAGAUUUAAAGCUUGUCAGGAAAAAAAAUGUGAAAAUGCUGGACAUGAAUUGUGAUGACCUCGUUCCCCCCCCCCUUUCUGUAAAGCUGUAAAUACUUUAUUUUCUAUUCUUGAGGCAGUGUCAUAUUGACACUUUUUUAAAAAAAAUGAAUUAUAAUUGGGUGGGAGUUUUGUGGGUUUUUAAGGGAUUUUUUAAGCUGGCUAAUUUCCUUUACUUGUUAGUGAGAGAAUGAAGAUCUGUCAAGAUUCCUAAGCAAACUGUGUUUGUAAAAAAAAAAGAAAAAGAAAAAAAGGCGAAUUCAAUAGAGGGCCCUUGUGCCUGCUUUAUGGAUGCAUGUUAUUGUUGUUUUAGAAAAAAUGUCCAAAGAACAAUAAUGUUGAAUUAUUCCCAGUGUUUUAUUACUACAUCUUGGCGCAGGCAGUGAACAAGUACGCAAAGCUGCUUUGUAGAUGAAUGCCAAGGACAAUAAAGAAAACCACCCCUUAAUGAAAUUUCACUUAGCUUAAAUGUGUACUCUUCAAAGGGGAUGCUGUAUUUUUAAAGGUGUUAAGUUCAGACAUCAUAACUGUUGUUUGGCAGCAUUUGGAGGAAGCCAUGUAACAAACUGCAAUAGCUGAAAAACAUGCUCACCAUCCUUUAGUCAGGACUCUCCAAGGUUUUUGUGCCUCACUAGAGGGAAAACAGAGCAAACUUCCUGUCCUGUCAGUUGCUCCACAUGCAUUAUUCAAGAAGCAAACCCUUCUAGAUUUCCCCAUGUGGGAACUGAAAUGGAGGUGAGAGAGAGAGAGAGAGAGAGAGAGAGAGAGAG
Messenger RNA from Zootoca vivipara (common lizard), 5847 nucleotides. It is a transcript of the gene IFFO2, whose product is annotated as intermediate filament family orphan 2. NCBI's taxonomy places the organism in Eukaryota, Metazoa, Chordata, Lepidosauria, Squamata, Lacertidae. The record is from RefSeq and is a predicted model, not a curated record.